Molecule: messenger RNA, 1530 nt
Organism: Zophobas morio
Lineage: Eukaryota; Metazoa; Arthropoda; Insecta; Coleoptera; Tenebrionidae
Exons: 6
Coding region: 1-1530 (509 amino acids)
Source: RefSeq, a predicted model, not a curated record
AUGGUGGUAAUCGAAUCAGAGGGAUCAAUUAGAGCCGAAUGCGUCCGUUUUCACGUGUCGAGAAGGAUCAGAAUUAAGGGAAUAAGUCUCGAUCCACCUGAGUUCUUCGUCAAAGAAGAGUUUUUUAAUUUGAAGACGCAGCCGACGGUUUGGGCUUUACAGGUUAGGAUGGAUCCUAAAGAAAACUUUAACUCGGAUUACCAAGUCCCUACAAUUGAAACAGUAGUGCACGUGGAGGGGUCCGCUGAACCAGAACAAACCGCCACAAGCGAACCCGAGCAGACCGACCCUCUGGAACUGACGACAACUGAUGAGCUCCCUGAAAAAGACGAACUCCUUUCGGAACUUUCGGAACUCGAACUUGCAAAGCAGCUGCAACUCAUUGAGUCCAUCAACUCUAUUCUUCCAGUUCCUGUACCACUGGUUGAAGGAGAAGAUCCGCUGUUACUAAUACCGAAGAUUGAAACGGUUAACGAAGAUGAAGAACUUCAGCACCCGUUGGAACCCUGUCAACCGCCGGAGUUGUCGGAUCAUAUUCAACUGCUGGAGUCCGUAAAAUCGAUUAUUUCGAUCGAGGAAAACCCUCUAGGCUCGCCUUCCACUUCGGCAGAAGAACGUAUCCAGCUGGAAGAACUAGAGCAAGAAAUUCAGAAGCUCAAAGCGGAAAAUUUAUUAGAAAACGAUAACCAGCAGGAAGAAACUGAACAGCAAGAAUUGGUUUCAACUGAGGAAUCGGGUGAUGAACCGGUUGAACUAGGUGCACUGGAUCAAGUGCAAGAACCAGUUUUUUUCCCGGCGGUGCAGGAGGAGCCUAUGGAUCUCAGCACAAACAAUUCUCGAUCAAAAUCAUCACCAGAAGUCAACGACUGGUUGGUGAAAGUAACCAAGAAGAAGCCCAUGGAGCGCAAUACUUGGUAUAUGCCUCCCGAGCAACCGCAAAAGAAGAAGGAGAAAACGCGUAGUAAGCCGAAAAAAAAGAUGGCGGUUGCUCCUCAGGAGGCAACGACCUCAAGUUGCGGAGAACAGCAAGUGGAUCAACGUAGGAAGAAGGUGCCGCCGAAACCCCGGUCCGCGCAAACGACGCGCUCAGCGCCUCGUUUUCGGCAGCCAGUUCAAAGGUCGCAGAUACAACAGGUGCCGGUGCACGUGCCAACACGAGAAUCACGGCCCAUGCCACCGCGACAAGAGCAAGUAUAUACUUGCCGCCAGAUGAUGCAAGCUACUGUCGCCCUGACGUCAGCACACGUGAACAGUAACCCAUGUCCCUGCUGCAAGUUUAGAAGAAUGAUGGAAGCGCAGGCGCAGGCUCAAGCGCGAGCCCAAGCUCGAGCUGAAGCUGAAGCUGAAGCUCAAGCGCAAGCUGAAGCGCGGGCUCAGGCGCAAGCUCGGGCUCAAGCGCAAGCUCAAGCGGAAGCGCAAGCGCAAGCCCAGGCCCUCGCUCAAGCACAGGGGCCAACUCCAGAAAGGCGUCGGCCACCACUGCAAAUGUCAGAAGUUCGAUACAGGGCAAAACAGGCAGCUGGCGGAUGA